Molecule: messenger RNA, 4011 nt
Organism: Taeniopygia guttata (zebra finch)
Lineage: Eukaryota; Metazoa; Chordata; Aves; Passeriformes; Estrildidae
Gene: ATRIP
Product: ATR interacting protein
Biological process (GO): DNA repair; DNA damage checkpoint signaling
Source: RefSeq, a predicted model, not a curated record
GGCCCCGCGGCGUGCGGGCCCGCGGGUCCCGCCAUGGCGGCGCUGCCCGGGCCGCGCAAGCGGAGCGGCGCCGCGCUCUGCGGGGAGAGCGGCGCUGCGGCCGCCGCGCCGGCGCUGCACAGCGCCCUGCCUCCGCACAAGCGCCCCAAGAGCGCCGCGACCGGGAUCAUGGACUCCUUCGGGGACAGUGAUGACUUCACGGCGGACGACCUGGAGCAGAUCGACAUCCUGGCCUCGCAGGCGCUGUCGCAGAAUCCGCCCGCGGAACACGCGUGGGGAGUGCCGGAGCUGCCCGCGGGCGGGCGGCAAGCAGGAAGCAGAGCAGAAGAUGGUCUGAUGAGAGAUGCAUUCCAGUUUGAAGUGCUACAGACACAGCAUGAAGAAGUCAAACAGAAGCUGAAAGAAAUGCAGGAUGAAAUUCUCACUAAAAAUGGAGAAAUUAAAAUUCUGCGUGACUCAAUGCAGCAGAUGGAGUAUGCUAUGGAAGAACAGAAAAGAUCUUACCUGCUACUGGAAGAACAAAAAUCUCAGAUUUUAAGUGAAAAAGAAAAAGAGUUCUCCAAAAAGUUACAGUCCUUGCACUCCGAGCUGCAGUUCAAGGACGCAGAAAUGAAUGAAUUAAGAACACGACUUCAGAACUGUGAAAGAAACAAACACCUUUCUCAGGCAGUUCCAACAACAAGCCCUAAAAAGAAUCUUGUGGUACAAGUGAAAUCAGAAGGAUGUUCUCCACAGCCAGAAAGAAAAUCUUUUCCUACAAAGGAAUCCUUCAAUGCUGAAAUGCCCACUAGGCCAUUGUGUUCUUCAGGAAACUUGAUGGCCCUGACUACUUCAGUCAAAGAAGACAGGAAGAUAACCCAUCCUGAUGUUUCAUCCCUGAAGCAGCACAAAGCAACAGGAAAAAAGGGUUCCUACAACUCUGUCCCCAAACGAAAUAGACAAGGUUCUAUCUUGCUGAAUGCACUGAUGAAGCAGCCUGUUGUCCCCGGGUCACUUCUAGGUUUCUGCCACCUUCUCAGUAGCAACUCUGAGCCUCUAUCUGGAGCUGUGUUGCCACCCAACGCUUUGGAUACGAAGCCCACACAACUUCCCAGCAGCAGGACAACUCAAGAAGGAAUUGCUCCUCUUGUAUCCCUGCAAGAUGCUCAAAAACUGGCAAUAACAGGACUGAACUUGAUUGCUCUGGAUGAAGGAUUAUCUGAGGAAAACCCAGCAGAAGGGCAGGGAGGGCUCCUGCCCCUCACACAGAGCAGGAUCCAAGGUGCUGUGCAUCUCCUGCCCUUGGUGGAGCACCACGUUGCUGCCUUCUGCCAAGCAGAGCAGCUCGGGGACACCCCCGGGAAUGGAACUUGUGGGACCCAUCCAGCUGCUGCUUCCAGAGCCAGCACAAACACAGGGUCAGGCAAGGAGGACUUCAGGUUGUCCCUUGAAGAAACUACUCUUGUGUCACUGGGGAUCCUUUAUUAUUUGGUGUUCUACAGCCAGGAUGUUGUCCACACCUUGCUGUCUGCUGAAAUGGAAAACGGUUCUGCUGCUGGAGAUGAACAGGUUCCCAAGAUGGACCAAAAUGUGUUGUGUGACAAUCAGCGUGACAAUAAAGAAGAGAGCAGGACACAAGGAGAGCUGCCUGCUCCACAGGAUCCUCCCAAUACUGAUGGAGCUCAGCAUUCUUUGUUUAAAAAGCUGCUUCAGAUUUUAGCUUUUUCUGCUGCAAGGGGUUCCCAGAUUGACAAUAUCCUGAACCAAAGCCUUAAGGUUUUGGUAAAAUUAGCUGAAAAUUCAACUAUGGACUUGUUAAUAAAUUUCCAGCACUUACUGAGUAGCCAGGUGCUGCAGCGCUGUCUGCGGCCCGAGACCCCUCUGCCUGCUGUGCUUCUGACUGUGAGACUCCUGUGUGCUCUUGCUCAGCACCACCUGUUGGUUGCUCAGCUCUGUUCUCAUUCAGACACCUGCCUUCUCCUUGCACUCUACAUGUACAUAACAUCAAGACCAGAUAAAUCAGCAUCUGAAAUGCUUUGGCUUCAGCUGGAGCAAGAGACAGUGAGGCUCCUGACACGCUGCGUGUGGCGCUCCAGACCAGCAGUUUUAUUUCCUGGCACAGACUGUCAGUGCUAUCUCGAGGUGGUUAAGGCACUAAUUGUGAUGUUGCACAGACAGUGGAUGAAGAUUAGAUCUGAGACCAGCUUGUGUGCACAUAGGGAACAAGUUAUUCAGUUUUUACGGGAUGCUCUUUUACUCUUGCACAGCCUGUCUCAGAAAGAUAAACUGUUCCAUGAGCACUGUUUGGAAGUUCUCCAUCAAUACGACCAAGCCAUGCCAGGCAUAAGAGCCAUUCUCAAAAAGACUCAAAAACUGAGUGCCUCUGAAGAGCUGAUUUUGGAUGAAUUGUAUCCUCCUGAGCCAGAAGACCAAGGAACAGACUCCAGCUAGCCAACAGCAAAGAUCUGUGUCCUUCCUCAUCUGAAUCAUCAUUGCCAAUGUAAAUGUGAACUUUGAAUCAUCCUUUUAAGUGAUGAUCUUGGGUUGCACUCAAACACAGCACAACUAGACACAUUUCUUUGUUAUAAUUAUUUCUGUGCUAUCUAAAUGUAGCUGAAAGCAAAGGAAUUUUGAUGAGAGUGAUACUGCUGUGCAAACCACUCAAUGGCUUAUGACUGGUUCUGGUUAUGAAUUCCAUCCUGUAUGAAACCGCUGUGAAUGGAAUGGAAAUUUCUCUCUAUUCUCCAUGUUACUGUGACUACAGCUGAAUUUAUGGUGCUGAAUGUGCCAAGGUGUUUGUCAUCACUGCAUUCAUAUGAAAGCCUUUUGAACACACUUGUGUCUUUUGUAGAUGUACCACUUCCUUGUGUGACUUCCAGAAUUUUCAUAUUGUUGAUAUUAGUAAACAGUUUAUGGUGAUUUUAAAAACCUUUCUAGAAAUAACUUAAGAAUUGGCAGUUCACUACAGGGCUUUGAAUUUCUUGCUGAGGACUGGUCACCUGAGCUCACUCAAUUACAUCAAUCUGCUGAAGGUGUAAUUACUAAGAUGCCAAAACAAACAAUACUAGAAUUUAUAUUUUACAGUUCCCCUUAAAAGAGUAAGACGGUACUGUUGAGAGUUGCAUCCUAGGCAAUAGAAGGAUAUUUAAAUGUGUGCAGAAUGACUGGAAUUUUUGGUCAUGAUGAAGACGAAGGAGCCUCUCAUUCCUAGGAUUCAGCACCAAAGGUUGGAGGAAGAGCUGCUGCCCCACCCUUUGAAGUGUACGUGACUUUCACUUACUGUCACACUGGGCUGCAAGUCACCAGCUGAGCCUUAGACCCUAAAAAGGAAAGUGUGUUAUUAAAAUGAGCCCACAGGUGUGGGUGUGUGUGUUUAGAUGGGAGAGCUCUUUUCCAUUUUCAACAGGGACAUGGUUAAGAACAAGCCUGGAUCCAGGAACCAGGAGGACAAGAGACUGUACAAGAGUGGGAAGGAAGACUCUGGAAAAUUGGGAGACAUUCUGUUCUCUGGUCAUGCCCAAAGCGGCUGUGACCUGCACAGCAAAGAGAGCCCACUCCAGUGUGCUCAGCAAGCUCCUGGCUUGGCUCUUGCUUUAGAAGAGAACUUUCCUAGAAAUGCCUAUGCAGGAAGAACUGGGAUAAUAACCCAGCACCUCCAGAAGGCCAAAGCUCCUUCUUCCCCCCAGCCUGGGCUUAGCCUCCUCCUCUCUGAGCAGCAACUGCACCAGGCAGGGCCAGGUUGUUUCUGUGAAACACAAGCUGCCAACUGCUCCUCUCAGUAACUGGUUUGAAGUCCCUGGUAGCACCUGGAAAACUGCCAUGUGCCUGCUGAAAUGCACCAAGGAAUAAUGCAGAGCCACAGAGCAGCAAAGCCUUCCAAGCCUGUGUGUGCUUGCAUGGUCAGAACCCUGGAACUGUCACCAGGCCCUGGACAAGACAAGCUGCAGAUAUUGGUGUGACAAAAAACAUUUCAUUUGUCCAUGUAAAAUAAGUAAAUAAGCAAAUAAACAAAGCAACCCAAAACAAAAAAAA